AGAUGAGCAGACGUAUUGCUUUAUUCAAGGGAGAGCCCGUCUAAAGAUUCACUGUAAUGAAACUCCAGAUUAUGUGUUUCAAUCCAUAAUAGAUGAACUGGGUUUAACAGCACAGGUUAACCCCAGCCAGGCACGAAGACACUGGGAUGCCCUUGUAACUAGGUAUAAGGAAUUAAGCCAACCUGCCCUAGAACCUGAGGAUGCAGCUCCUCCAUCAUGGCCCUUUUAUGCUGCCAUGCAUGAUGCACUUCUCACUAUGCCUCCUUCUGUACUCCCAAUUUCUGUUGGUGAAGAAAUUAAUGCAGCUGGAGUUGUUGAAGAAGGGAGUGUGCUAGAUGAAGCAUUCCAAGAAGGACAAUCGAUGGAUGGAAUGGAGGUAGGAUAUGAGGAUGAUGAGGAGGAGGAAGAGGAGGAAGAAGAGGAAGAUGAAGAUGAAGAUGAAGAGGAGGAUGGAAUUAUAGAUGAAGAUGAAAACAUGGGUGAGGGCUAUGAAGAUGAAGAUUCCCAAGAUAUGAAUGAAUCUCAGGGUGAUGAAAAUUCACAAGGAAUGGACGGUGUAGAUAUAGAUGAAAUAUGGACAGAGGCCAGGACCUUGCGUUUUAUUGAGUGUCGAGGCGCUAAAGAAUCAGACAUGGUAACAUUGGGACCUACACCUGUGUUUGCUGAGAUCUUGGAAGAGUUGGGCAUGUCAGAAGAGGUAACAGUUGCUGAAGCUCGUAAAAAAUGGACACAGCUUGUACGGCGCUACCUCGAGCUAAAGGGCCCUGAUGCUGAGGAUCAUAAACCUGCAUAUGGAAGCACUGAAACUCUUAUAAGUAAUGAUGUAAUAGAAGCAGGAUGGUUGUUUUUUGGCCCUAUGCACUCUGUAAUGGAGUCUAUCAAAGCCACAUCCCCAGAUGGAGGUGCUAAGUCCCGCAGGUCUCCAGAGUACACUUGGUCUGUUGAGGUGACAAGAAAAUUUAUAAAGAUUCGUGGAGAGAAACAUACGGAAAUAUCACAGAAAGGCCACAAUGCAGUUUAUCAGGAUAUUCUUGAGAAGCUUGGAAUAGCAGACAGGGUCAGUGUGAUGAUGGCUCGGAAAAAAUGGAACUACUUGGUCAAGAGAUAUCAGGUUGGAAUUGAUGAAGAGAUGGCUGGAGGAGAGAGGACCUGGGCUUUCAUGAAGGAAAUGGGACAAGUUAUGAAGCAUUUCCGAGGUGCUAAUGUGAACAAGUUGAAAUCUCGUGCAUCACCAGAAUUUUUAUGGCCUAAUGAGCUGACCAGAAGAUUCAUCGAGCUACGUGUUGCUCGGCAUUCAGAUUUUUUGGAAACUGGAAUCCAAACAACUUAUACGGAGAUUAUGGAGGAACUAGGACUUGAGCAUAUUCUGAACCCUAACCAACUCAGGAAAAAGUGGAAUUACCUUGUUGCAAAAUAUAAGGAACUCUCCUGUACAACUGGACCAGAUGGCUCUAGUCCUGCACCUCACUCAUGGCCAUUUUAUGAUGACAUGCAACGUGCUCUUCAGCAGAUUCCAGAAAGUGCUGUACAUGGAAAUAGAACUGUUAGAACCAAUUUUGAAAACAUUUGGACAAGAGAAGUAACUACAAGGUUUAUUCAGCUUCGUGGUGCAAGGCCUCCUGACAAUACUAAAAAGGUUUCAUCCGUAUUUGCAAAUAUAGUGGAUGAAUUGGGGUUAACAAGUAUGAUCACUCCCAACCAAGCACGCAAGAAGUGGAAUUAUCUCUGGAGCAAGUAUAUUGACCUGAGCCAUCCAGACAUCAGUGAAUACACUCGUCAGUCUUGGCCAUUUUAUACUACUAUGCAAGCUGUGGUUGGUGCACUUCCUCUCUCCCAGGUUCUCACAAAAAAAGGGUUGGCAGACGAAUUUGAAGAGGACGAAGACCCUCAGAAAAAAAUAGUGAAGCGAACGAGGCAGUACACUUGUUUUGUCUGUGGGAAGACUGGCAAGAUUCUCAAUGAUUUCUUUAUGUAUGAACAUGAUCAACGUCUUCUUUACACUCAAAAGACUGUCCUGGAGGUGAUCAGUCAUUUGGUUAGCCGAAAAAUGGUUAACAUGGAGUCUAAUACCUGCCUUUGCUCAGGAUGUACCAAUCUUGUCAAUGAAGCUGAUUCUGUAAUCCAGAGACAUGAUAGAAUAAAAGAAAUGGUGCAAGAACUUUAUUACAGUGGCAUUGCACAAGCUAAGGCAGAGCAACAACAGCAACAGCAGCAACGCUUUGCUCGCAGUACUGCAGAGGAUAGUAGUACUGAAGACGAGAAAGAGAUUAAACAAGAAGAGCGUGUAACUUAUAGCCAAAGAGGCAGAAAACGUAAAGCUACAAUUUUAGCUGAUGAUACAGAAGUGAAAAUAAAGAUGGAACCUCUAGAUGAUGGCUUUGAGAGUAUUGAAUGUGAUGUAGACUUUGAUGAUGACUCAGAGGAUGAACGCAAAAGAAGAACAAGAAGAGGAAGGGGUAGAGGUAGGGGUCGAGGAAGAAUUCGGGGAAGGGGAAGGGGCAGAGGUCGCCCGGCAACACGAUCUACUCUUAUUGGCCGUGGACUCGGUGGUCAAUACCCAUCUUCCAACAAAAGGAAGGUUUUACCUUACAAAGGUCCAAAAAUAUAUCAUUGUGCUGAAUGUGAUUCAGAAUUCAAGAAAUAUACUGAUCUCAUUACCCAUAAAAAAGAGGUUCACACUGUGAUUGAUAAUACUCCCCUUGAAGUUGAAGAAACUAUUCUUGAAAAUGGAGUAAUCACUUACUUUAACAAAGGUAAAGCAAAUAACUCUGAGACUAGUCAUCCAUGUAGGGAAUGUGAUAAACACUUUCUUCGCAAAGAUGACUUAUGGUACCACCAAGAAAUAUGUCAUACUGAAGGCAAAGGUAGGGCAAAAACUGCCUUUAAAGAUCGAACAUAUGCUUGCGAAGAGUGUGGCGAGACAUUCUUGUUUAAGUAUAAGCUAAAGAUGCAUAUUAAUAGCAAGCACCUUAAUGAUACGGGCCAGAAUGCCAAUGACUUUACUUGUGGAGAAUGUGGAUGUAAGCUAGGCAGCCUUCCAGGACUUACAUUCCACAUGAGGAAACAUCAUAACAAAAGCCUUACGUACCGUAAAACUACUGAGUAUUUAUGUAGUGACUGUGGCUUUAUGGCUCCUUCUAACAAAAAGUUAAGAGAACAUCAAGAAGCUCACUGUGGCUCCUCCUCAAAACCUAAAGUUCAGUGUGAGAUAUGUGGCAAAACUGUCUUGAAAGUGUCCCUAAAAAUGCACAAAGUGAAAAUGCAUUCCGAAUUUAAAGAACAGUGUGAUAGGUGUGGUGAGCGGUAUGCAACAAAAACAGACUUAUUGCGACACAUUAAUGUUGUGCAUCUCCGCAUCCUUCUUUAUAAUUGUCAGUAUUGUGGGGAACGUUUUGCCACGUCAGAUGCUCUUCGAUAUCACAGAGUCAAGAUGCAUGAAAAGCCAUCCUUCUAUUGUCAAAUUUGUGGUAAGUGUUACAAAAGGGUAGGUGAACUUAAUACACAUAUUAAGCGUGCUCAUAAUGAUCGUAGGAAGGCAGAGGUUUGUAGUUAUUGUGGCAAGGAAUACUAUGACCGUAGCAAGCUGCGUAACCAUUUGGUAAGUAAACAUAAUGUUCCCCAGGAAAUGACUUAUUCGGAGAACUAUUUGCGUAAAAAGCGUGUUGAUGGCUUACCAUUGGCCAAGCAUAUGGAGAAACGGGUAGGUAUGGAUCCCAAGAUGCCACACAUGGGUCAACCUGGGGUAGUUCAUCAGCAGCCACAACCACAGCAGCAGCAGCAGCAACAACAACAGCAACAACAACAACAACAGCAGCAGCAGCAACAGCAACAGCAGCAGCAGCCACCACAGCAGCAGCAGCAGCAACAGCAUCCUCACCAUCAUGGUGUGGUACCACAACAUCAACACCCACACAUGCGACCAGUAGUAGAUGAAGCAGCUGAGGCUGCUCGCAAUCUUGGGGCAUACCAAGAGAUUACUGCUACAGAAGAUGAUAAUUCUCUAGUUGUGACUGAGAUUACAGAGGCUCCUACUCAGGUUGAACAAACUGUGCUGGUAGAUCCUUUAAGUGUACCUCAGAGUAUGAUGCAUCAUCCUCAGGUUGCCCACAUGCAACCACCAAUGGCUAUGCAUCAUCCUAUGCAUCAGCAAAUGCACCAUCAUGCAGCUAUGUCUCGUCUUGGUGUACUUUAUCACAUGAACAUGCCUCACCCUGGUCCAUCACACAUAAACAUGUAAGCUACAGAGUUGUUUAUUAAAAAUUAGGUUUUGAUUUAAAUAGUGUUGUGCAGUAUUUAAAUAAGACAAACAUUAGUGCCAAACUAUCCAAGCAAAAAAAAAGUGAAAGAUUUAAUUUUUUACUAUACAAAAAAAUAAAAUGUAAGUUGAUAAAACACAAGAAUCUUGUAAUAUGAAAGUUUCUUGAUGUAGUCAGGUACAUUAUAUAAAUUUAAAAAAUGGGUGUCAUGGGAAAAAAUAAAUUUUCAUCUAUAGUAGUAGUAUACAGUUCUAAAGGGCAUCAGAACUGCAAUUACCAGUAUGCUGUUCAUGUACAUACUAUACAUGCAGCGGUUGACACUACUUGUGGUUAAAAACACGUUAUGAAAAUUAGUAGUGUCCUGUCUUUAUCAUAUGUAUUUUUUAAUUCUUACAGUAGUUUUUGUGUACACAGCAUCCUUAAGCUCAUUCCAUUCAUCAACUACUCAAUUUCAAAAUAAUUCCACUGCCUCUCACAUAAUCUAAGAUUAUCUCGUCUUGUUUUCUCUAUUGUUAUUUCUACACUAGUUCCCUUGUCUGUUUUCAUUUAUGAACUUGUAAGUGGUUAACACAUCUUUAAAAUUAUGUUGAAAACAUUUAUUUUUUCAGUCUUUUCUUCAUAAUUCAUAUUUCUUAUUUUUAUAUUUAUUUUUUCAGUUUGUUCAUGUUUCUCUAACUGCAGGUCUAAUGUAAAGGACAAGCAGUCUCUGCUUUUGUGAAUAGUUAAGUUCCCAUAGGUACCAUGUCAUAAUUAGUGGUUAUGUUCUUGAACAACCUAAAAAUUAUAUAUAUAAAAAAAACACCACUUUUAUGCCUGAAACAAAACAUAUAAGCAUCACAAACAGAUUAUUCUGUACCUAUUGGAGAUAACUUGAGCUUCUGGCAGUAUCACAAUUUUGCAUUCCACCAUCAUUAAGUUUCAUUAUCAUAGCCUUUGUUUCCAGUAUCAUAGGCUUCCUAGAGCAUUUUUGGUAACAUCAUUAUUAGUAAAGCUUUUCUUCUAAUGAGCCAUGAAUAAAUGGUUUUACACCAUAAAAUCAUUAAAAACAGAAAAUCUUUUAUGAGAAGUGCACCACUGCAAAGUGUUAAGCAAACUGACUGUGUAAAGUUGCAUUUACUGGUUUGUGCUUUUGUUUGGAAAGAUUUUUGGAUGAGCACGUUUUCACUGAGAUGACAAGCCAAUAUGCUCUUUGUUAAAAAAAAGUUUGAGCAAAAUUAUAUAAUGCAGAUCUAUGUGAAAAGAAGAUGGAUAGUAGAAUGUAAAAAUUUUCUUUUAAAAAUCUUGAGAGUUAUAUAUUCUUUCUUUCAACGCACCGGCCAUAUUCCAUCGAUGCAGGGUGGCCCAAAAAGAAAAGCAAAAGUUUCUCUUUUUAAAUUUAGUAAUUUAUACAGGAGAAGGGGUUACUAGCCCCUUGCUCCCAGCAUAUUACUCCCCUCUUACAACACAAAUGGCUUAUGGAGGAAGAAUUCUGUUCCACUUCCCCAUGGAGAUAAGGGGAAAUAAACAAGAACAAGAACUAGUAAGAAAAUAGAAGAAAACCCAGAGGGGUGUGUAUAUAUAUGCUUGUACAUGUAUGUGUAGUGUGACCUAAGUGUAAGCAGAAGUAGCAAGACAUACCUGAAAUAUUACAUGUUUAUGAGACAGAAAAAAGAACAGCAAUCCUGCCAUCAUGUAAAACAAUUGUAGAUGAAUGGUUCACAGAACUGACACGUUGAUAAAUUAGACACAGAUACCCAAGAGUUGCACAUGUGUCUAAUCUAUCAAUGUAAAACAAUUACAGGCUUUCGUUUUACGCUGACUUGGCAGGACAAUAGUACCUCCCUGGGUGGUUGCUGUCUACCAACCUACUACCUACAAUAUAUAUAUAUAUCAAUAACAACACUGCACUAGCCAAGGAUUCAAACCCAUGUUGUACUGGCCUGCCUGAUGGUAAGCGAGAACCAUAUGACGCUUUAAACUGCAGAACCACCCAACCCUUUAAGAAUGGUUCUUGCUUACCAUGAGGCAGGCCAGUACAACAUGGGUUUGAAUCCUUGGCUAGUGCAGUGGGAUUAAAUUAUGGGGAAUCAAAUACAAAAUGAGAACUGACACAGUUACUUUUUGCUGAUGAUACUGUGCUUAUGGGAGAUUCUAAAGAAAAAUUACAAAGGUUAGUGGACAAGUUUGGGAGAGUGUGUAAAGGUAGAAAGUUUAAAUUGAACAUAGAAAAGAGUAAAGUGAUGAGGGUAUCAAAUGAUUUAAAGAAAAAUUGGAUAUCAAAUCAGAGAGGAGGAGUAUGGAAGAAGUGAAUGUUUUCAGAUAUUUUGGGAGUUGAUGUGUCAGGGGAUGGAUUUAUGAAGGAUGAGGUUAAUCAUAGAAUUGAUGAAGGACAAAAGGUGAGUGGUGCAUUGAGAUAUAUGUGGAGACAAAAAACGUUAUCUACAGAGGCAAAGAAGGGAAUGUAUGAAAGUAUAGUGGUACAAACACUCUUAAAGGGGUGUGAAGGUUGGGUUGUAAAUGCUGCAGCGAGGAGACAGUUGGAGGCAGUGGAGAUGUCCUGUCUAAGGGCAAUGUGUGGUGUAAAUAUUAUGCAGAAAAUUCGGAGUGUUCAAAUUAGGAGGUGGUGUGGAGUUAAUAAAAGUAUUAGAAGGCUGAAGAGGGGUUGUUGAGGUGGUUUGGUCAUUUAGAGAGAAUGCAUCAAAGUAGAAUGACAUGGAGAGCAUAUAAAUCUCUUCUGUCCCCCUUCCCUUUAUAUAAAGGAAUUAUGCUCUCUGCCAAUCCCUAGGUGCCUUCCCCUCUUUCAUUCAUUUAUUAAACAAAAAUACCAACCACUCCAACACUAUAUUCCCCCUGCUUUUAACAUUUCUGUCAUGUUCCUGUCAGUUCCAGCUGCUUUACCCCCUUUCAUUCUACGUAAUGCCUCACACACCUCCCCCACACUCACAUCUUGCUCUUCUUUACUCCUAAAAGAUGGUAUACCUCCCUGGCCAGUGCAUGAAAUUACCACCUUCCUUUCUUCGUCAACAUUUAAAAGUUCCUCAAAAUAUUCCUGCCAUCUACCCAAUACCUCCAUCUCCCCAUCUACUAAUUCCCCUACUCGGUUUUUAACUGACAAAUCUAUUCUUUCCCUAGGCAUUCUUAACUUGUUUAUCUCGCUUCAAAAUUUUUUCUUAUUUUCAUCAAAAUUUCUUAACAGUGCCUCUCCCACUCUAUCAUCUGCUCUCCUUUUACACUUUCUCACCACUCACUUCACCUUUCUUUUACUCUCUAUAUACUCUGCUCUUCUUAUAAUACUUCUACUUUGUAAAAACUUCUCAUAAGCUACCUUCUUCUCUUUUAUCUUACCCUUCACUUCAUCAUUCCACCAAUCACUCCUCUUUCCCCCUGCCCCCACCCCCACCCUCCUAUAGCCACAAACUUCUGCCCCACAUUCUAAUACUGCAUUUUUAAAACUAUUCCAACCCUCUUCAACCCCCACACUGCUCAUACUUGCACUAUCCCACCUUUCUGCCAAUAGUUGCUUAUAUCUCACCCGAACUUCUUCCUCCCUUAGUUUAUAAACUUUCACAUCUCUCUUACUUGUUGUUGCCAUUUUCCUUUUGUCCCAUCUACCUCUUACUCUAACUGUAGCUACAACUAAAUAAUGAUCCGAUGUAUCAGUUGCCCCUCUAUAAACAUGUACAUCCUGAAGCCUACCCAUCAACCUUUUAUCCCAUAAUAUAUAAUCUAACAGACUACUUUCAUUACGUGCUAUAUCAUACCUUUUAUAUUUAUUUAUCCUCUUUUUCAUAAAAUAUGUAUUACUUUUUACCAAACCUCUUUCUACACAUAGCUCAGUUAAAGUCUCCCCAUUUUCAUUUACCCCUGGCAACCCAGAUUUUCCUACUACUCCCUCCAAAACAUUUUUACCCACUUUAGCAUUGAAAUCCCCAACCACAAGUACUCUCACACUUGGUUCAAAACUCCCCACACACUCACUCAACAAUUCCCAAAAACUCUCUCCUCUACACUUCACUCUUCUCCAGGUGCAUAUUUUUUUUUUUUUUCAACAAGUCGGCCGUCUCCCACCGAGGCAGGGUGACCCAAAAAAGAAAGAAAAUCCCCAAAAAGAAAAUACUUUCAUCAUCAUUCAACACUUUCACCACACUCACACAUUAUCACUGUUUUUGCAGAGGUGCUCAGAAUACAACAGUUUAGAAGCAUAUACAUAUAAAGAUACACAACAUAUCCCUCCAAACUGCAUAUACGCUUUCUAUAACCCACUUUUCACAUCCAACCUUUCUUUUAUUCCACAUAAUCCUUGAAUUAAUACAUUUAUAUUUCCCCUUUUCCUGCCAUAGCUUAUCCUUCAACAUUAUUGCUACUCCUUCUUUAGCUCUAACUCUGUUUGAAACCCCUGACCUAAUCCCAUUUAUUUCUCUCCACUGAAACUCACCCACCCCCUUCAGCUUUGUUUCACUUAAAGCCAGGACAUCCAGCUUCUUCUCAUUCAUAACAUCCACAAUCAUCUCUUUCUUAUCAUUCGCACAACAUCCACUCACAUUCAGACAUCCCACUUUGACAGCUUUCUUCUUCUUCUCUUUAGUAAUCUUAACAGGAAAAGGGGUUACUACCCCAUUGUUCCCAGCAUUUUAGUUGACUUUUACAACACGCAUGGCUUACAAAGAAAAGAUUCUCAUUCCACUUCCCCAUGGAUAUAAAAGGAAAAGUAAUAAGAACAAGAACUAUUAAGAUAAAAAUCAAAGAAAGCUCAGAUGUGUGGGUAUAAAUAAACGUGUACAUGUAUGUGUAGUGUGACCUAAGUGUAAGUAGAAGUAGCAAGACGUACCUGUAAUCUUGCAUAUUUAUGAGACGAACAAAAGUCACCAGCAAUCCUACCAUCAUGUAAAAUAAUUACAGGCUCUCAUUUUACAUAUAUACAUACAUACUUCCUCCUCUCAUUCUACUAUUCCUGGCCCUGCCUCCUUUCCCUUUGUGCUUCUGUGUGACUAACCAAGCCAGACUGAAACUUAUUCAUUAGUUUCAGUGUCCUAUGUGUGGGUUAUUUAUGUACAUUUUUCUAUUUUUCUUGCAAAAGUUCUUUAAUUCCCAUUCCUCCAUUUUUUGUUAAUUUACAAGAUAGUCAUUUAUGAGGAACUUUCAUUUCCACCCUCAUCAUAAUAAUACAUCGGGUUAAAUUAGCCAUCAUGAAGUCUGUAAUUUGGCCAAUUUCACACUAAAUUCAAGAAAUGCCAAUUUCAAAAUAGGUUCUAGAAUAAACAGUGCAGAAAUUCUUAGCACUAAAAUAACAUUUUCUCUGUUCACUAAUUAUGUCUCCAGGCCCUUCUUAUAUUAUGCAUGCUUUCCAUUUUGAAUUUUUAUUCACAUAAAUGUGUAUUAGACUGGCCAGUUAGACAUGUAUUGGACAAGUGUACAUACUCUGGAAUUUGGGCAAAAAUCAAAUAUUUGUGUAAUCUGGAAUUUUGGCAAAAAUCAAACAUUUCCACUAUUUGAGCUCAAUUUCAAGCUACUCUCAAUCCUGAAACCAAUCAAAAUCAUCUCUAUUUGUAUAAUAUAUCUUCCAUUCUAUCAAAUAAGACCAAGAAAUUGAGAAUACAACCAUAAAAAGCAUGACAAUGCACCGCAAAGUCGCUAUUUUAAACCAAAAACAGAUGGUCUUUUUUUUUUUUUACUCAUGCACUGUGUGCUGCAGGAUUUUUAAAUGGUGCACACUUACUGCAUAGAUCCAUUCUCUCAUAUCUAGGCCCAAAUUUACCUCUCACAGCUCAUCUGAGUGAGCUGAGCUCAUGGCAUAGUACAAUGGGACCAACCCUGGCUUCAAAGCCAUAGUACAACGGGACCGACCCUGGCUUCAGAUCCAUAGUACAAUGGGACUAACCCUUUUUUAUUUUGUUAGUACAGUGAUUGCCAUUUAACAUAAUCUGUUUGCCUCUGUCAGUUAGGUUUUGAAUAUAAACCAGAGCUGGGAUGGUAAUAUAAUGGUAUACCGACAGUAUAUAAAUAAUACCCACAGUGCGGGUUAUGUCCUUUUAUUGCAAGGACGUUUUGUCCAUGAGGUACGUCACCAAUUCAUGCAGAGAACAAAACAUGGGUAUUUAUAAGAGCUGGAGAGAGAUCCUGAGAAGGAAGAAUGAGGUCAUAAAGUCUCACGGAAGUAGCCAGCUAAGAAAGUGAGGCUAGGUGAUCGAAGCGUCAGGUAUUGGGAGAAUAAGCCUUGUGAAAACUUCGAAAGUUGUGAAUGAACCUUAGUUGUUAUUAAUGUUAUUGAUUGUGGCUAUUACUCCACAAUAUAAGUGUAAUCUGUUGCAACAGUCACUUUGCUUGAUGAUAAAUCUUGCCUCUGGAAAAUUCAUAAGGUGGUUCUCAAGGUUUCUGUGUAGAGUGCAUGCAUUUUUAGUAUCAUCACUUCAGCAUGCAUUAAUGUGUUCUUUGACUUAAAUUUAGGUCAUUGGAGAUUUCAGAGAUGUAAAUCUUGUCAACACCCACAUGAUAUGGUAUAGAUGCCAGCAGUGGUGCUCAUUGGCUUCCUUCACAUUAAAGUUUUUUUAUUUUUUAGAUGAAAUGUUGGUGACUGAUAUUGGCUUUAGUUAAGGAAUGCAAUAGGUUGUUACUGAUUUAAUUAAUGAGAAGCGUAGUUUAUCUUCUGUCUGGGUGUAGUGUUAGAAUUAAAAUUACAUUGUAUCUUCUUAGCUUUCUUUUUGCAGUCAAUGAUGAACUAACAUUUCACAAAUGAAAUAACAUUUAUGAAUGAAUGACAAUAUUUAUAUCAGUGAAACCUCCCAGAGACCCAGAUAUUAGAAUCAGAGAACAUAUUAAUGCAUGCUGAAGCACCAACACUAAAAAUUCAUGCACUCUACACAGGAACACUGUGGAGAGUGCAGAGGCAAGGCUUAUCAUCAAAGAAAGUGAUUGGCAUAGUAAUAACCACAGCCAUCAACACUCAGGACCGUUCACAAUCUCCAACAUUUUAGUAAGGCUUGUUCUCUCUAGUACUUGAUGUUGUGAUCACCUAACUUCAACUACUUGGCUGGCUACUCACCUGUGAUUUCAUGACUUCAUUUUUUUUCCUCAGGACCUCCCUCUACCCCUAAUAAAUACCCAUGUCUUGUUUUCUGUGUGAACUGAUAGUCCUUAAUGGAUGCAAAGUCUUCACAGUAAAAUGCCAUAACUCUCAUCGUAUGUCUUAUUUACAUUACUGGUAUCUAAGUUCCUCUGCAUUUUUCUUUACAGCACACUUUGAUAUGCUAUCCAGUCCCUUUUAUUUUACCAGUCAUUAUAAAUAAUUUUAUGACUUCCUCUCUAGUUAUUUCGGUGGUUUACAUUUCAGUUGCCUGUUGGUAGCAUAUAAUAUACAGCAUUACAAUUUCAUUAUUUCAUAUAUUUCUUUGUUGAUCCAACUUUUGUUCUCAAUUUUUCAUAUUUAUCUUUCAUGCUUAACUUCUAAAAAUUUAAAAAGGCAGUUUAACUCUGGUUUACUUUUGUUUAUCCAUAAAUCCCUUUCAAAAUUUCUCUUCUACUGUACUGUCUUAUACUGGCUGUCUCCCACUGAGGCAAGGUAACCCAGAAAAGAAACGCUUCACCAUCAUUCACAUUAUCAUUGUCUUGCCGGAGGCACACAGAUUCGACAGUUUAGAUGUCACUCUAAACAGCAAAUACAGUGGACCCUGGCCUAACGCUAUUAAUCCGUUCCUGAGAGCUCAACGUUAGGCGAAAUUAUCGUUAGGCGAAUUAAUUUUCCCCAUGAGAAAUAAUGGAAAUCAAAUUAAUCCGUUCCAAAAAAAUUUUUACCACAUGAAAUAUUAAUUUUAAUACACACAAACUGAAGAAGACAUGCACAGUUACAUGACACUUACCUUUAUUGAAGAUCUGGUGAUGAUUGAUGGGAUGGGAGGAGGGGAGAGUGUUGAUGGUGUUAGUGUUUAGAAGGGGAAUCCACUUCCAUUAGGACUUGAGGUGGCAAGUCCUUUUCCGGGGUUACUUCCCUUCUUCUUUUAAUGCCACUAGGACCAGCUUGAGAGUCACUGGACCUUUGUCGCACAACAUAUCUGUCCAUAGAGGCCUGUACCUCCCGUUCCUUUAUGACAUUCCUAAAGUGUUUCACAACAUUGUCAGUGUAAUAGUCACCAGCAUGGCUUGCAAUAGCUGUGUGAGGGUGAUUUUCAUCAAAAAAGGUUUGCACUUUAAGCCACAUUGCACACAUUUCCUUAAUCUUUGAAGUAGGCAACUUCUUCAAUUUCUCUAUCCCCUCCUCCGAAGCAG
This is a messenger RNA of Cherax quadricarinatus, 12494 nucleotides long. NCBI's taxonomy places the organism in Eukaryota, Metazoa, Arthropoda, Malacostraca, Decapoda, Parastacidae. The record is from RefSeq and is a predicted model, not a curated record.